Rhipicephalus microplus (southern cattle tick) is the source of this 3458-nucleotide messenger RNA. RefSeq lists its product as uncharacterized. Gene Ontology annotation, biological process: choline metabolic process; acetylcholine catabolic process. Gene Ontology annotation, cellular component: plasma membrane. The record is from RefSeq and is a predicted model, not a curated record. Lineage: Eukaryota; Metazoa; Arthropoda; Arachnida; Ixodida; Ixodidae. Gene Ontology annotation, molecular function: acetylcholinesterase activity.
AAGCCAGUUUCCUUUACGCGUAGCACUGGUAUGAAGUUGUUUCGUGGUUCGGGAGGCAAACAAAGAAAUAUAUGCAACAAAAAGGGAGCAACGAGUAGCAGUAGUGGUCGUAAAUCUCGCAGUGGUGCAACAAAUUAUACAGAAAGAAAAAAGAAAAGCUACACGAAUGCAGGCAAAUGUCAACAAGCGAUCUACUUACAACGUAAACAUGCAUCUAACUUUAAGCACCCGUUCAAGCAAGUGGACCAUGUACUCGUCGACAGCUGCAUUUUUAUUGACCCUUCUUAUGCCUACUGUACUGUCAGAUGAUUAUGUUGUCGUCAGCACAGCGGAAGGAAAAGUCCGUGGCCUACGCGAAAAUGUUCUUGGAAGAGACGUAGACGUAUUCCUCGGAAUUCCGUUCGCUGCUCCCCCCGUCGAAGAACUGCGAUUCCUGAAGCCUCAGCCGGUACAGCCAUGGGAAGGUGUUUACGACGCAACAACCGCCAAAGAUUCCUGCAUGCAACCGAGGGUUCCCUGGAUUUUCGAUAUCCCCACAGAUCUCUCCGAGGACUGCCUACAUCUAAACGUGUGGGCACCGCAUGCAUCAAAUGCAAUGAACCUGCCUGUCUUAGUGUGGUUUUACGGCGGAAUUUUCAAACUAGGCUCGGCGUAUGAGACCCGGUACAAUGCUGCCCCAUUGACCGCACUUAACAAUGUGGUUGUCGUGUCCUGUAAUUUUCGCUCAGGAAUGUUGGGUUUUUCGACGCCAACCACUGAAGGGGCUCCAGGAAACGUCGGCCUGUGGGACCAGCUGAUGGUGAUGGAAUGGGUUCAGCGAAACAUCAGAACUUUUGGAGGAGAUCCCGAACUUGUGACACUGUUCGGCGAGAGCUCCGGUUCUAUGGCUAUCCACCUGCACCUCAUGUCACCCUUUAGCGCUGGUCUAUUUCACCGAGCGUUCUUUAUGAGCGGCACUGAAAGCACAGAUAUGGACAUUGACUCAAUUGCCGAAAGCAUGCAAACUGGUAAUGAUGUUGCCGAAGUGCUCGGCUGUGCGAAUCAUUUACAGAACCUGACCACCAGUCCGGAUGAAGUGCUGCAGUGCCUUCGAAAGUCAUCUGCCAGUGACAUCACUGAAGCUACAGAAAAUGUCACGUCGCCGAAUAUGUUUGCAUUUCUGCCCACCUUCAGCACUGAAUUUGUGCCCUAUAUGCCUUCUUUAGCUACCGAAAAGGGCUUUUUUCGUGUCGUAGAUGCGAUGGUUUCAGUAGUAGAGAAUGAAGGCGUGUUUGCCUUCGUUAUGCAACCCGACAAGAAGCUCUUGCAGGACGACCUUUCGGGGUACGAUUGGGAGGAAUUCAUACCAGCCAUCAUUGCUGUGCUAGGAGAAUUUGUCAAAAGCAGUAUUUUCCCUGUGGGGCUCCAGUACUUGGAAAAUUCACGAGUGACAGACAAGGCAGCGUUUAGGCAGGAAGCGGCAGACUUUGUCGGAAAGUGUCACUUUUACUGUUCCAGCAGGGUGUUUGUUGAAAAUUACUCGGCGAGAAAUGGUCAAGUUUACGGCAUGGUAUUCUCACAUCGAUCUCAGAAGUCGACAGCUUCCAAAUGGACUAAAGUGAUACAUAUGCAGGAGAUUCCAUACUUCUUUGGAAUACCCCUCUUGGACUUCGUCAAUUACGAUGAAGAAGACCGACAGGUUAGCGCAGAGGCCAUGAGGAUGCUGGCUUCAUUUGCUCAGAACGGCAUGCAGGAUAGCAAGAAAAGCCCAAGCAUAUGGAAGGAUCCACUCUUCGUAGUUGUUAUCUUUCUACUGGCCUUGCCGCUGGGUGGCGUCGUAGUAUCCACCAGGGAAGGAAAGGUGCGCGGCACGACAAUAACUGUCCUCGGAAAGCAAAUUGAUGUGUUCUUCGGAAUUCCGUACGCGUUGCCACCUACCGGAGAGCUCCGUUUCCGCAAACCAGUGCCCCAGCCACCGUGGGGGAAAACCUACAACGCGACCAGCGUUAAGGCCUCCUGCAUGCAGCCUCGCGUUCCCUACAUCUUUUACAUACCAACGCCGCUGUCGGAAGACUGCCUGUACUUGAACGUGUGGACACCGAAACCAUCGAGACAGACGAAGCUUCCCGUCUUGCUGUGGUUUUUCGGCGGGACUUUCUUGGUUGGCUCGGCUUACGAGACAAGAUACGACGGGGCCGCAUUACCCGCCCUCAACGAUGUCGUUGUCGUUUCUUGCAACUUCAGAUCUGGAAUGUUCGGUUUCCUAGACGCGAGCAAUGAGGGGGCGCCAGGAAAUAUGGCACUGUGGGACCAGCUUCUCGUCAUGAAGUGGGUUCGGCGAAACAUCGCAGCGUUCGGAGGUGAUCCGGACCUCGUCACAGCAGUCGGCGAAAGUUCUGGAGCCAUGGACAUUCACCUUCACCUCAUGUCGCCACACGCUGGUGGACUGUUCCGGCGGAUGUUUUCUAUGAGUGGGACGGAAACGAGUAAUUCAAACGUCGACUCGGUUUUCGAAAGUAUAAAACGGGGAAACUCAAUUGCUGCGUUACUUGGGUGCGCGGAUGUCUUCCAAGACCUGACAACGCACCCGGAAAAGGUUUUGGAUUGCCUACGAAGCAAGCCAGCCCAGGAUAUCGUCGACGCUACAAAAAACGCGACCGCUCCUUGUAUGUUGGCCUUCUUUCCCACGUUCAACACCGAGUACAUACCCUACCUGCCGUCAAUUGCUUCGGAAAAAGGCCUGUUUAGAGUGGUGGAUGUGGUGCUUUCCGUCUUGGCGAAUGAAGGUGGCUUUUUCUUUGACAUGCAGACCGAUAGAGAGCUGCUGCAAGACGACCUGAGCGACUACGAAUACCCCGCUUUAAUCGAUGCGUUAUACGAUACCUUUCGGAUGUGGCUCAAGAAAAAAAUCGUUCCUUUAGGAAUAUCUUACUUAAACAACAGCAAUUCUUCGAGCAAGGCGGAAAUGAGGCAAACAACGGCGGAUUUCAUCGCCAAGCAUAACUUUUACUGCCCCACUAAGUUCUACGCUGAAGACAACUCGGCCUAUGGCGGCAACGUGUACGGCAUGGUGUUCGGUCAUCGCUCUCAAAAGUCAACCGAGCCUGAGUGGGUUGACGUGCGGCAUAUGGAAGAGAUACCGUACUUUUUUGGGAUCCCGUAUCUAAAUACCGUUAACUACACCGAUGAGGACCGGCGAGUGAGCGACUACGCCAUGGAAGUGUUGGUGUCAUUUGCUCGGGAUGGGAAACCUACGUCACCUGAUGGGCUAGAGUGGACAGCGUAUUCAGCAGAGCAGCCGAAGUUUAUGUGGCUGCAACCGGGGAAUUACAGCCUUGUGGACUACAUGCAAGGGGGUGCAUGCGCUUUGUGGCGUAACUUUUAGCACUCGAGUAUCGCUGUGCCUAAACACGAUGCUAUAAGGUACUAAUAACCACAAAUAGAUUUCUGAAUAGAAACAAUAAAAAGUAAUAGACAGU